Sinocyclocheilus rhinocerous is the source of this 2166-nucleotide messenger RNA. Its product is annotated as N-acetylgalactosamine kinase-like. Gene Ontology annotation, molecular function: ATP binding; galactokinase activity. The transcript is spliced from 10 exons. Gene Ontology annotation, biological process: galactose metabolic process; carbohydrate phosphorylation. Bases 158 to 1558 code for a protein of 466 amino acids. Lineage: Eukaryota; Metazoa; Chordata; Actinopteri; Cypriniformes; Cyprinidae. Gene Ontology annotation, cellular component: cytoplasm; cytosol. The record is from RefSeq and is a predicted model, not a curated record.
GAAUCCAGCCGAACGGCUUUGCGGGAUUCGUGUCAGUUUCUUCCGUAUUGUUAGACUCAUGAUUCCGGGUAUGACAGUCAGCUGACCGCACUUGUACAGUGUCAAGUCCACUCGUGCAUAGUGUAUUUACUGCAAAACAAAGAUUAAAAACCUCACAAUGGCCACAAUUCCAUCGAAAAUCAAGGUGCAGCUCAAUGGAAAAGAAAGGUUGCAGAAACUGAAAGAGGCUUUUCAUGAAAAAUAUGGACAAAUGCCUGUCUUCUACGCUUGUGCUCCAGGGAGGGUGAAUUUGAUUGGUGAGCAUAUUGAUUAUUGUGGCUAUGCUGUCCUGCCAAUGGCAAUAGAGCAGAAUAUUCUUGCUGCAGUUUCUGUCAGCGACUCCAAAACAAUCCAGCUGGCCAACACUGACCCCAAAUACAAGAAUUUCACUGUGUCUGUUGAUGGCAUCUCCAUUGACAGAGAGAAUCCUCAAUGGCACUAUUACUUCCUUUGUGGAGUGAGAGGAAUCCAGGAGCACCUGAGCUUGUCUUCAUUGGCAGGGAUGUGCUGUGUGGUAGACGGGACUAUCCCGGCCAGCUCAGGUCUUUCCAGCUCCAGUGCCCUGGUGUGCUGUGCCGGUCUGGUCACGAUGGAGGCCAAUCAGAAGUCUCUGUCUAAGGUGACUCUUGCGGAGACGUGUGCCAAAUGUGAGCGUUAUAUUGGCACUGAGGGGGGAGGGAUGGAUCAGUCCAUUUCUUUCCUGGCGGAGGAGGGAACAGCAAAGCUGAUCGAGUUUAAUCCGCUGCGAGCCACAGACGUGAGGCUGCCUGAUGGAACAUUAUCUGGUAACACACCAGGAGCUCAUGCACAAAUUUCCCAAAAGUUGUUCUCAUAUCCAUGUAAGUUUCAAUUUCAGAUAUUUUGGAAUAGUAUAUUCAUGGUUAAAUAUCGUAAUCAGAUGCUGGCUAAGGCGCGCGGCCUGGACUGGAGUCGUCUGCUGAAGCUGGGAGAUGUGCAGAAGGAGCUGCAGGUGAGUCUGGAGCAGAUGCUGGAGCUGGUGGAGGAGGCGCUGCACCCUGAGCCCUACAGCAGAGACGAGAUCUGCAAGACUCUGGGCAUCAGCGCCGAACAGCUGUGUGGAAACAUCCUCAGCGCCAACACACAGCAUGCGACUGAUUUUAAAUUGUACCAGCGUGCCAGGCACGUGUACGGCGAGGCUGCACGCGUCCUGCAGUUUAAGGCCGCGUGCGACUCUUCCCCUGCCAACGCCGUCGCUCAGCUAGGCGACCUGAUGAACCGAAGCCACGCCAGCUGCAGAGACUUGUACGAGUGCAGCUGCCCUGAGCUGGACCAGCUGGUGGACAUAUGUCUGCAGGCGGGUGCCGUGGGGUCGAGGUUAACCGGAGCUGGAUGGGGAGGUUGCACAGUUUCCAUGGUACCCAGGGAACGAAUAGAUUCCUUUCUCCAGACUGUGAGAGAACAUUAUUACGUGCCUGAUGCCCGUCGAUCCGCUCUGGAAAAGCAGAGUUUAUUCGUGACAAGGCCGGGAGGAGGGGCGGCAAUUUUCAUAGAGGAAUGAAUAGUAGCGGGGCAAUUUUCUCUCGUUUUAGCAACACAAACGAGCCCGUGGCCUCAGAAGCAGGAGGUGGUAUGUAUAAUGGCAGAUAUGAUGAAAGGGAAACAGACUGUAUAAAGUCUGAAUGGGCAUUUUUACUCUGUAUGUCUUAAAAGAAUGAAGAAAUCAGCACUCUGAUCAUUUUAUACCCAAUUUAAGGUUGUCAGGGCAUUAGAGAAAGUGCCAAGAAUUCCUACUUUGAGGUACUUUCUGAAAGCGUUGAAGGUCAAUAUUCAACUUAAUGUGAUUCUACUUUUUAUAAUUAAUAAUAAACAUGUCGUUAGUGCUUUUUACUAUGGUAAUCAUCACUAUUACUAUUGCUCAUACUUGUCUUUAGGGAUUCAAUCUACCUUGGAAGUAUUACAAGUAAACUGAAGUAUUGCUCUUAAGUUGCGGUCACAUUUUCCGUUGUUUGGUGAAUUUUCGUGGGCUAAAUCCAGUCAUUUCAAUCUACGCAAGCAGGAAUUUCAUGUGAGGCCACAAGAUUUCCCCAUGCAGAUUUUGCAAAGGGUAAAAAAAGUGCUAUAUGAAACAUGAAUGCAAACAUUCCUUUUUUAAAAUAAAUUAAACAA